AUGUCUGCUGUAACGCCACAACCACCUGACUUGGCAGUGGCGUCUUCAGAAAGCCAACGAAGGUGCAGUUCUCUUCCUCAAGCUGUCAAUGACGCGAGACCGACCGAAGCACAACAGCAACCGAACUGGGUUGAGGGGAGCAGGGCCCAACCUUUGAGUAAUCCCACCAUGAGGUGGUUACUAGAGGACAAUCCCAGCAGCAGGCAGCCUCCAAUUGACGACUGCGUGCGGAUGGGGACGCUGUUCGGGAUGUUCAACAAGUGUCUGCGAGGGAUGGGUUUCAGCCAAAUGUACUUUGGGGACAAGAUAGUCGAACCUGUUGUGAUUGUCUUCUUCUGGCUUUUGCUGUGGUUCCUUGGCAUUCAGGCCCUGGGACUGGUGGGAACGCUUUGCAUCAUUAUCAUUUACAUCCAGGACUAA
This is a messenger RNA of Nerophis lumbriciformis (worm pipefish), 420 nucleotides long. NCBI's taxonomy places the organism in Eukaryota, Metazoa, Chordata, Actinopteri, Syngnathiformes, Syngnathidae. The record is from RefSeq and is a predicted model, not a curated record.